Apaloderma vittatum (bar-tailed trogon) is the source of this 997-nucleotide messenger RNA. RefSeq names its product protein FAM198B-like. The transcript has a single exon. The record is from RefSeq and is a predicted model, not a curated record. Gene Ontology annotation, cellular component: Golgi apparatus. Lineage: Eukaryota; Metazoa; Chordata; Aves; Trogoniformes; Trogonidae. The annotation marks the transcript as partial.
AUGCUGUUUUCAUCAUGUGGAUUCACUACAGAAAUGACCACCUUUGAUCAGCCAAGUAAAAUAAAAAACUUGUUUAUUUGCUGCCUGUGCCCCCCACGGGUGCUGAGAUUCUGGACCUGUAGGCGGCCAAGGACAAGGAGGAAUCUGCUAGUGGGCACUGUGUGUGUGAUCUAUUUGGGAUUCCUCAUCAGUCAAGUGGGUCAUGUUCUACCCCAGCACAAAGGAGGACACCAGAAGAUCAGUUCCAGAAGUCUCCAAGAUGCAGCCCAAACUCCUUUUCUGGGCAUCCCACUGGAUGGCACCCUGUCACCACCCAAUUUCCAGGAACCUCAGCUUGGUAGUAAUGGGACCUCGCUGCCACUCAAUGUAGUUUAUAUCACCCUGCGGUCCAAGCGCAGCAAGCCUGCCAAUAUCAGAGGCACAGUGAAGCCAAAGCGCAGGAAGAAAUACACAAACCCUUUGUCCCACAGGCAGCACUUUCCACAAGCCACUUUUAUGGGCCGGGAAGAGGCCUUUGCCCAGCAGGCACGGAGGGCCACACGUCGCAUGGGCACGAUGGCAGCAGCAGUAGCUCUGGAGGCAAGAAAGCACCAGCUGGAUGAACACAGGCAUAAAGAAAUAGCAACCAGGGAGAGGGGACACCAGAGAUCUGGGGGGAUUGCUGGAGUUGCAAAGGCACAGUCUGAGCCGGAAGAAAGCAAUAUCAGGAUUUAUAGUGAGAGCUCUCCCUCUUGGCUGAGCAAAGAUGACAUCUUAAACAUGCGCAUGCUGGCAGAUUCUCAGAUAGAGAGCAUCCAAGAAAUGCCUUCUCACAAAGCAGUCCUGGUAGUUUUUGCAAGAGGUGCCAGCACUACAGGAACUGCUUGUCGUCAGGGACACUGUGCCAUCGUCAAAAGACCCCUCGACAUGAGUGAGGUGUUUGCUUUUCAUUUGGACAGGAUCCUGGGGCUAAACAGGAGCUUACCUUCUGUAAGCAGGAGAUCGAAGUUCUUCCAAG